CAUGAUAUAAGCUGGUGAUGCUAACGGUGCUAGCUAUGCACCGUUAGCAUUGCUGGUGCUGACAUGUUGGUAUGGGGGACCCCGAAAAGGCUUGGUCCGGCCCUGGUCCCUUGUUCAGUUUCCUUCGGCCCUGGAGCUGUGACCCGUCUGUGGAGACGUUCCCACCGCAGCAGUGACCCUGAACGCAUCACCCGGAGGUGAACGAGGCCGGGGUCCGCUCUCUGCGCAGUCUGCGGGCUCUCAUCAUGCGGCUGGGGCUCCUGUGUCUGUGGACCGGCUGGAUGCUCCGGAGCGCCGCGUCGCAGCCUCCUCAGCCGGAGGACGGAGGCGUGCGACCCGGCGGACAGCUGCAGACCGAACCGGAGGGAGUCCGGACCGGGCUCCGGAGCCAGAGCACCGGCGAUCCGGCAGGUGGAGCCCGGAGGAGAGCAGCUCUGAGCGGACCGCGGGUUUGUGGCGGGCGAUGUUGUCUCGGCUGGACUGUGUCCCCUAAAACCAGGAGGUGCACCAAGCCCAGAUGUUUUCCUCCCUGCCGUAACGGAUCAUCGUGCGGACUUCCCAACAACUGUCUGUGCAGGAAAGGUUUCUAUGGCGUCCGCUGCCAAUUUUCCAGCGUUCCUCUUCCUGUGGGAAGGCCUCCAGAGACAUCCAGCCAUCCCGCCUCAGCUGGACCAAUCGGGUCCAGUCAGAAACCUGAACCUGCAGGUUCAUUUCAGAAGCCAUUAAACGGUAGCGACUCUGGUCCUCUGAAGUCUGGACGUCCAGCAGGUCAAGCUGAGGGCAUGAAGGGGGAUCCAGGAGCCCUGAGGUCUCUGAACCGAACGUCUUCCGGAAGCACAGCUCUGACGAGGGCAGAUCCAGAUCCAGAGAGGCAAAGCUCAGAUUCAGAACAUGUCCUGGAGUCGAAGCUCCAAACUAACAGCGAAAACAGGAACCAACUGAGAUCUGAGUCCCUGGAGCUGCAAGCAAGUCUGGAAGUUGAAGAGGACGAGGAUCCGACUGGAGCAGAGAGGAGACCAGAGGAGACGAAGAGGCAGAUCCCGAGUCUGAGGGAGGCCCAGUCCGUUCUGCUGAGAAACUCUUUAUCACAAGGAGGAAGAGGAGGCAACAUGGCCGCCCUGCUGAUGAAGCACAUAACCAGAGAGAAGAGGAAGCUACACACACUGACCUCUUCAUCCUCCUCCUCCUCUUCACCAACGACCAUGAGGGCCUUCCAGAACCAGAGGGGUCGGGUCGACUCCCACCUCGCUGCUCCUGAAGUCCUCUGCCCGCUGCUGUGUAAGAACGGCGGCCUGUGCCUGCAGACGGACCGGUGCCUCUGCCCCGCUAACUUCACCGGGAGGUUCUGCCAGAUUCCCGUCCCGCCCCCCGGCGCCGCCUCCACCAAUGAGAUCGUCCGGCCGCCGCCGCCCUCCUCCGCGGCGGCCAAUCAGGAGCUGAUGCGGUCGGAGUUCCUGCUGCCGCUCGGCCAGAACCGGGCGCCGCCGUCCGCAGACCCCCGCAUGGUAAAGGUCAGAGUUCAGCACCCCCCAGAGGCCAGCGUGAAGAUCCACCAGGUGAUGAAGGUGUCCGGAUCCAGCCCGGCCCUGCGGACCCUCUCCUCCUCCUCCUCCACCUCCUCCUCCUCCUCUUCCUCCUCCUCCUCGUCCUCCUCGGGUUCGGCUGGCGCUCCGGCUCCAGCAGGUGGCGCUAGAAUCCAGGCCCAGACUCUGAGGGGCGGCGGUACCUACAACCAGCAGUCUGGCUUCAAGUACUGCUUCAGAGAGGUGAAAGACGGACAGUGCAGCUCUCCACUUCCUGGGCUGAGGAGCAGAGAGGUGUGCUGCAGGGGAGUCGGGAAGGCCUGGGGUCUGAGCGACUGCAGCCUCUGUCCUGAAGCUCCAGGUCAAAGCAACAGCAGCUGUCCUGUUGGCUUCGAGCGAACCAAUGGAACGCAGUGCGUCGAUGUGAAUGAGUGCCUGCAGCCGGGGCUGUGUGAGAACGGCAUCUGUGUGAACACCAGGGGGAGCUAUAGCUGUGUGUGUCGGUUGGGGUUCAUCCUCGACGCCACACAUGGAAUCUGCAUCUCGCAGAGCGUGAUUUCAGAGGAGAAGGGUCAGUGCUACCGGGUCCUGGGCUCGAGUCGGGGUCCGUAUUCCUGCUCCCUGCCCAUCGUCCGGAACAUCACCAAACAGAUCUGCUGCUGCAGCCGGGUCGGGAAGGCCUGGGGGCCCGACUGCGUGCGGUGCCCCUUCUUCGGUUCAGUUGCCUUUAAGGAGAUCUGUCCGGCCGGCCCGGGUUACCAUUACUCGGCUUCGACUCUGCAGAUCAGCCAAAGAGCGGACGGCGAUUCGACGGGCCGAGAAUCCCUGCUGACGGCGCAGGACGGCUCAGAUCCGGUUCCUGGGUCCAGCGGUGCUGGAACCUCCAGUUCUCAGCAGAGACCCAGUUCAUCCGGGUCAUCGUCUGGUACCAGAACCGGUCCAGUCCAGUCCCAGAUCCAGGUCCCUGCUCAGCCAGGUGUGACCGCCGGUUCCAGACCGACGCCCCCUGCUGGUUCUGCAACCCGAACUGCUCAGGCCCGACCGGAGGUCCAACAUGGCCGACCGGAGGUCCAACAUGGCCGACCGGAGGUCCAACAUGGCCGACAGGAGGUCCAACAUGGCCGACNGGAGGUCCAACAUGGCCGACCGGAGGUCCAACAUGGCCGACCGGAGGUCCAACAUGGCCGACAGGAGGUCCAACAUGGCCGACAGGAAAUCCAAAAUGGCCGAUUGGACUCGGCUCUGGCGAGGCCGCAGGCGUUGCCGUCCUCUGGAUCGCAACCCAACCCGGCGCCGGUACCAGCGGACUCUCUGCCGACCCCGGUCCCGCCCCGGACCUCGGAGCGCGGGUCCAGACCUGGACCAGAACCGCCCGGUCCGGAGAGACGGCCGGCUGCGAGCCCAACCAGCCGGCCCGCCAGAGUCCAGCCUGUCCGUGGUGUGUGUCAGAUCAGACCAGGUGUGUGUGAGCGUGGCCGCUGCGUGGAUCAGCCAGGUGGGAAACACACCUGUGAGUGUGAUGAGGGAUUCCAGCCCAACGCUCAGCGGAGUCGCUGCUUCGAUGUGGACGAAUGUCAGCAGAAUCCCUGCAGUAACGGGCGCUGCGAAAACUCCCCAGGGAGCUUCAGGUGUGUCUGUUACCAUGGUUACAGGCUGGCUGGGAACACCUGUGAAGACGUGGAUGAGUGCGUGGAUCCGCUGCGGUGUCCGGGUCAGGAGUGCGUCAACAUGCCGGGUUCGUUCCGCUGCUCGCCCUGCCAGCCGGGAUCUCGGCUGCUCAACGGGAUCUGCACAGACAUCGACGAGUGCCGGCAGUCCCCGUGCUCCGGCGGCCUCUGCGAGAACACGGCCGGCAGCUUCCGCUGCGUCUGUCGCCACGGUUACCGGCUCCAGAACAACACCUGUACAGACGUGGACGAGUGCGCGGAGCCGUCUCAGUGUCCGGGCCAGAUGUGUGUGAACUCUGUGGGGUCGUACAGGUGUGUGUCGUGUCGUCCAGGAUACACACUGACCAACAGGCAGUGCACAGACGUGGAUGAGUGCGCGAGCGCCGGAGCGUGUGACGCGGAGCAGGUGUGUGUGAACAGCGUGGGCUCGUUCAGGUGCGACUGUCGCCCCGGUUACUGGAGCUCCGGCCUGGGCAGGCGGUGCGCAGACGUCAACGAGUGUUUGGAGGGAGACUUCUGCUUCUCCAGAGGGGAGUGUGUGAACACACCUGGAUCAUACACCUGUGUGUGCUCACCUGGGUUCACGCUGAGCGAGAACAGGACGGCCUGCCUCGACGUGGACGAGUGUGUGAGGCCUGGUGUGUGUUCGGACGGCCGCUGUGUGAACACCGACGGCUCCUUCCAGUGUCGGUGUGACUCGGGCUUCAGCGCCGACCCGGAGCAGACCGCCUGCCUCGACGUGGAUGAGUGUGUGUCCAGCGGCGGCUCCGUUUGCCCGUCGCGGCGGUGUGAGAACACCAUCGGCUCGUUCCGCUGCCUCGCCACCUGCCAGCCGGGUCAGCGGGUCGCCGCCGACGGCUCGUGCGUCGGGCCGCCCGUGUCCUCGCAGCCCGCAGCACCACGGCUCCCAUCGUCUGUUUCAGAGUCCGGGUCCCGCCCUGAGUCCACACACUCCUCCUCUUCCUCCUCCGGGUCCCAGAUCAGUGCAGUGGAUGUUUCUGCGGUUCUGCCGCGCCCGUCUGCGGCGCAGCCCGGUGAACUGAGGGACUGCUACUACAACCUGGCGGCAGGCGGCUGCAGCCUGCUGGCGGCCAACACCAGCCAGCAGGAGUGCUGCUGCACCGCGGGGGAGGGCUGGGGGCGGGGCUGCCGCGCCCACACCUGCCCCGCCGCAGACACAGCUGACUUCCUGUCCCUGUGUCCCAGUGGGAGGGGCUACGUGACGGCGGGAUCGGGCGCCUUCAGCUACACAGACGUGGACGAGUGCAAGCGCUUCCAGCCCGAGGUGUGCAAGAACGGCGUGUGCGUGAACAACAUCCCGGGCUACAGGUGCUACUGCUCCAGCGGCUUCGUCUACAGCGCCGCCCUGCUGGAGUGCAUCGAUUACGACGAGUGUGAGGAGGAGAGCUGCGUGGGCGGCGUGUGUGUGAACACGGUGGGGUCGUUCUACUGCAGCUGCCCGCCGCCGCUGGUGCUGGACGACACGCAGAGGAACUGCGUCAACGCCUCGCACCUCACCAUGGAUGAGAACCUGUCCUUGUGCUGGCAGCACGUCAGCGCCGACCUGCUGUGCCAGAGUCCUCUGCUGGGGGCGCAGGUCACCUUCAUCGACUGCUGCUGCUUCUACGGCGAGGGCUGGGGGAUGGGCUGCGCCCUCUGCCCCGCCACAGACUCAGAGGACUACGCCUCUCUGUGCAGCUCCUACUCUGCUGCGGCGUUCCCGGGAAGCUUCCCAGACUCCGCCGGACCAGAAACCGGGCCGGGGCGAGGAGCUGCUCCCUACAGUCCGGAGUUCUUUCCUGCAGCGCCGCUUCCUGGCAGAGAUUUCAGUCAGGACUACGACGACUACUCGCCAGCAGGGGGCAGCAGGUCCGGCUUCAGGGCCAGGCCGCCUGUCUCCUUCGCCCCGCCGGACGACGCCUACGGCGGCUCCGAGUUCAGCCCCGGUUUCUACCCAGAGGGAGACUACGGCUCCGCACCCAGGACGCCCGCCUUGCGACUCCCUCCGGACCCCCGGUCCGACAUCGCCUUCAUGGCGCGGCCUCUGCCUCCGUCCAGACCCGACCAACCGCCGCUCAGCCUGGCGCCGCGGCCCGGACCGCCGUACGACGACCGGGAGGAGGGCGGGGACUUGAGGGGGUGGAGGCCGGGGGCGGGGCUUCCUCCGUUCAUCGACAGAGGAGAAGGCGGGGGCGGCGGGCCACAGAGGGUCUAUGAGAGGCGCUACGAGACGCACGCCAGCCUGAGUGCCGCCGAGGAUUGUGGGAUUCUGCACGGCUGUGAGAACGGCCAGUGCAUCCGCGUUGCCGAGGGUUACACCUGCGACUGCUACGCGGGCUUCGAGCUGGACCUGACGUCCAUGAGCUGCAUCGACAUUAACGAGUGCGAAGACGCUGCUGCGCUGCCGUUCCCAUGCGUCAACGCUCGCUGCGUCAACACGGAAGGCUCGUUCCGAUGCGUCUGCAGGAGAGGAUACGUCAUGUCGCGCAGACGCAACCACUGCAUCGCUGCUUAGACCCGGCAGGACCUGCGACCCGGCCGAACUGCCAGCAGCUCACUGGACUGCCACUCUGUUGUGGAAAAUGUAUUAAUUACAUGAGCUGCGAAAAGCAGGAGUUUUUAUAAAAUUUUAAUUUAAAUCAUUGGUCGAUUCCUUAACAGAACCAUGAAGCAGCAGGUUGCUGACCUCUGACCUUUAGCAGGUGGAAUGACACUGAACCGAAGUAUUCAGUUCUUUCUGUUUGCACUAAACCGACCGAAGUCAGAAGAGCUGGUUUAACAUCUUCCACGAUAAACAGAAUCUCACGCUGGUCUCCGUCUAAAGGCUCAUCAACGUUCAGAAAACUUUUCCUUUCCAAUCCUGGACAGUUUUAUUUAUUUCACUGCCAAAAUAUAACAAAGAUGGAAGAAACGGCUUCAAAACGAGGCUGUCGGUGCGUAGAAACGUCCACCAAAGUAAAACGGGAAGAUUUAUCCAGUUAGAAGAAACAGGAGACGUAGCAAACCGGCACCAUAAGGAAGGAUUUAAAAGCUUUCUGUGGUGAGUCUCAAACAAUUCCUGAGACAAAAUCUGUUAUUCAAACCACUAACAUUUAAUUUUUUAAGUCAAUUUUAGUCUCAACUUUCAUUUCCAAUAAUCUUGAGGAUUAUCAGGAUCCUGAGAGAUUUUCCUGCUGUGUGUUCAGGGAUCUGAGCCGCUCUGAAGGAACUGCUCCAAUCUGAAAUCAGGGAUAUUCAUCCUAUCGGAUCAUCUUGGCGCGGUAUCGCAUCGUGCGGCGUCAAACGAGAACGCAGCAGUCUGUUGCAUCUAGCCAAUCAGAAACACAGAGAUGGAUCUAAAACAGCUGCCGUGGCGCGGCAGAAGGUCCCGUGGUGUUGGAGAUCAUCAGAGAUCUCUGUGUAUCGUUGUUUUAUCUUUUAAAAUAAUCCACAACCCAUCAACACAGGACCAAAGCUGUUAUACCUACAAAGUUUUAUCGUCUGAAUUUCUAAACCUUGCCGUGUGAAGCAGGCAUUGUGUGUAGUUUGUGCUCCUGUUCUGACCAGCAUUGUUGCUCUGAGGCCACCUGAUGUCAACAGCACUGAAUUUCUCUCAACUUGUUUGGAUUCAUCAUGUUAACAUUUCAAAUCUGAACAAAAGCAGAUUAGGAGUGUUGAUAUAAAGCAAAGUGGCCUUUCUACAGCCCAGAUUUUAAUAAAUAAACUUUAUUUACUUUCUUACUUGCAGAUUAAACAACAUUAACGAUAAUAAAUCAGGUUGGUGGUUGAAACCUGCAGGGCUCAUAGUUUGUCUUCCUGAGGACAUUCAUGGGCUGAACGUCAAUCAUAUGAAGCAGAUUCAGACUGACGGAGCUCAACGUUUGCAUCAUAUAAAGUAAUGUUUCCAUUUCCUGUUUUAAAUUAGUUAUGUAUUCAUUCGUAGAUCAAACAUUUCAUCCCAAAUGACUGUUUUAGUUUCUAGUCACAUGAUCCACGGGAAGAGGCUUGGAAUGGACCAAAUUUAAUAUCGUUAACAAGAGAAGUUGAUACAAAAAACAAACAAUUUUAACAACAAUAGAAUUCAAAGCUUCAGAUGUUUAAUAAAAACUUUACGUUUUAAGAAAGAUUCAUGCAGAUGUUAAAGUUUAAGGCAAUACAAUAUCUUAUAGUUUUUAAUCAAAUAUUUUAAUGUUGGUUCUGCUCAACCUAAACUUAUUUAUAUAAAAAUUAAAGCACUCACUGUUAGCCCUCAACAUCAGGUAACCAGGUAAUGCUAACAAAGAUUUAAAUAUCAGUUGAAAUGAAGUCUAGUUGCUAAUAUUUAAUUGUUUCUAAGGUUGUAGUGUUUUUUUUAUUUUCAAUACACCAAAGUCAUUUAUUGGUAAGCAAUGAGUAGCUAAAUAUAUGUUGUUUAAUUUCUACCUGUUAUUAGCUAACAUAUAAAACCAGGUAGUAUUAACAUUAAAGAGUUCCUUAGCAUUCAGUCCUUUCAGCUGUAAAUGGUUGAAAGGAUUGAAAUCUUAAGGUCUAAAAUCAAAGCUGCAGCAGCUGAAAUACUUGGGAAAAACAUUUAGAGAUCAACCACUAACUAUUGAAAUGAGCCGUUUGGUUUGUUUAUUAGCUUAUAGCUGUUUGGCUGUAGUUAGCUCAGAUGCUAAUAAGCAAGCUAAACGUGUUACUGUCAAAACAAACACUUUUGGGCUUGAACGUUACCUUUGUAAAACCUUUUAAAUGGCUUAAAAGUGUGUCAUUUUGAAUAUGAUUAGUUUUUCUCCUAACAGUUGGCACCAGUGCUCAUCAGUUAGCAAGUGUUAUUUAAUCUAAAAAAUCUAAUAUUCUAAUAUGUUCACGCCUUUAUUAUUCCACUAAGACAAUUUUUUCUGAAAAAUAAUUAGUUACACUUUUGUAGUAGCGCUACUUGGCUAGCAGCCUCCCGCUUAGCGUCAGAUGAGCUUCCAGACCAAAAGCAGAAAGUUGUGACUGAACUCUGUUCACCAUGGUGACGUUUCAAAGAGUAAAACAUCACAACUUUCAAAUCAGAUCUCAUUUAAAUUGCUGAAUUGUAAAUAGUUCUGGCUGUUUUUACUACCUAGCAUAUUAGCUAGCUUGAUUUUAGCCACCUGUGUUUAUUUCUAAGUAAAUGCAAUGCUCUUGGUUUUUGUAGUUACUAGUCCAAAUAUAAUUUUUACUGUAUAUGUACUUAUUUCAACUUCAUUUUAUUUUAAAUGAUUUUUUAAUUAACAUUUUUAAUUAAACUUGUUGUACAGAAUUAAAUAUGAACAGAAAGUCCACCAAAUAUUCAACUUAUUUGUUAAAUAUUUGUAUUACAUUUUCAGUGGAAAACAGUGAUAUAGUUUAAUUUCUGUUUUCAGUUGGAUUUAUGAUGUUCAGCUCUCAUUUUGAUGUGCUUGUAGUAUUUUUUCCACAGCAGAAGUUUGAAAUGAAAAUGAAAUGUGUAUAAAACUUUCCUUUAUGUGAUGUUAUGCUAAAUCAAGUGUCAUAAGCUUUAUUUUUCCUCUUCAGCACAUGAAGGUUCAAGUAAAACAUGCACUGUAUCUGCCAACUUCCUCACAGUGGGUUUCAUAACCAAUCUGAAACCAUGUUUUUGGUUUUUAAAUGGUUUUAUUUUAAAGUUUGAUAAAAACGUUUUUGUAUUAUUGUUUCUUUGACAAGGACUGCAAAUACAUUUGCACACAUUAACUCUUA
Messenger RNA from Poecilia reticulata (guppy), 8875 nucleotides. The record is from RefSeq and is a predicted model, not a curated record. Lineage: Eukaryota; Metazoa; Chordata; Actinopteri; Cyprinodontiformes; Poeciliidae.